AAACAAAAACUAAACCCACUCAAUCAAAAUCUCAUUCACUAGUAGUAGUAGUAGUGGUCAAGUAAGCAAAACACAGUACUCCAAAGUUUCAAACUUUUUGUUUUCCUUUUUCUUUUACACUUAUUGGGGUUUUACACCAAAAACAGAGCUUCAUUUGCUUGUAACAAUGGAGGUUAUUGAAGCUACACAGAUUAGUCAAACUUCUAAGUUUAAGAGAAUUUGUGUGUUUUGUGGUAGUAGUCAAGGCAAGAAAACUACUUACCAAGAUGCUGCUAUUGAUCUUGGCAAAGAAUUGGUUUCAAGAAGCAUUGAUUUGGUGUAUGGAGGAGGUAGCAUAGGUCUAAUGGGCUUAGUUUCUCAAGCUGUGCAUAAUGGUGGUCGCCAUGUUAUUGGAGUAAUUCCCAAGACGCUCAUGCCUCGAGAGUUAACUGGUGAGACAGUAGGGGAAGUGAAGGCUGUAGCAGAUAUGCAUCAAAGGAAAGCUGAGAUGGCUAAGCAUUCAGAUGCUUUUAUUGCCUUACCAGGUGGUUAUGGAACACUUGAAGAGUUACUAGAAGUGAUAACUUGGGCUCAACUCGGAAUUCAUGACAAACCGGUUGGAUUGCUGAAUGUUGAUGGUUACUACAACUCGUUGCUCUCGUUUAUCGACAAAGCUGUCGAAGAAGGAUUCAUAAACCCUAGUGCACGAAACAUCAUUGCAUCUGCACCAACAGCUAAGGAACUAGUGAUGAAAUUGGAGGAAUAUGUUCCAUGCCAUGAGAGGGUUGCUCCAAAAUUGACAUGGGAAAUUGAUCAGCUUGACUACUCUGAAGAAUUAUGCUAACUUGGAAGAAAUUGAUGGAAUUUGGAAGUGGAAGGAGCUGAUUUUUGCUGAUAUUGAAAAUUUCCAUAGGGAAAUUAGUUUACUUGUGUAAAUUAUUGCAAUUAACCUCAAUAUGCUACUUUUUAAAAUAUUGUCAUCCAAUGAAAAAUUUGGAUUUUCUAA
Mercurialis annua (annual mercury) is the source of this 985-nucleotide messenger RNA. Its product is annotated as cytokinin riboside 5'-monophosphate phosphoribohydrolase LOG3. NCBI's taxonomy places the organism in Eukaryota, Viridiplantae, Streptophyta, Magnoliopsida, Malpighiales, Euphorbiaceae. The transcript has 7 exons. Gene Ontology annotation, biological process: cytokinin biosynthetic process. The record is from RefSeq and is a predicted model, not a curated record. The coding region runs from base 167 to 823 and encodes 218 amino acids. Gene Ontology annotation, molecular function: hydrolase activity, hydrolyzing N-glycosyl compounds. Gene Ontology annotation, cellular component: nucleus; cytosol.